Messenger RNA from Liolophura sinensis, 1584 nucleotides. RefSeq names its product U2 small nuclear ribonucleoprotein A'-like. The record is from RefSeq and is a predicted model, not a curated record. Gene Ontology annotation, cellular component: U2 snRNP. The transcript is spliced from 8 exons. Gene Ontology annotation, molecular function: U2 snRNA binding; protein binding. Bases 90 to 869 code for a protein of 259 amino acids. Gene Ontology annotation, biological process: mRNA splicing, via spliceosome. NCBI's taxonomy places the organism in Eukaryota, Metazoa, Mollusca, Polyplacophora, Chitonida, Chitonidae.
GAGGGUUGGGAUUUGUUUUGUGUUUUUCGAUAAAUGAAUGGAUCAUCAACAGUGAGGUAUAUACGUCAGGACUUCAGCUAUUUAGCAAAAUGGUCAAGCUUACUGCAGAAUUGAUAGAACAAUCGGCACAGUUUACGAAUCCGGUGCGAGAUAGAGAAUUAGACUUGAGAGGUUACAAAAUUCCAGUCAUUGAAAAUCUUGGUGCCACAUUGGACCAGUUCGACACAAUUGAUUUCUCAGACAAUGACCUCAGAAAGGUGGAUGGCUUCCCAUUACUACGACGACUCAAAUGUUUGCUCUUCAACAACAACAGGAUAGUGCGAUUUGCAGAGAAUUUGGAAGAAGGUCUUCCUCACUUAGAGUCCUUAAUUCUCACAAACAACAGCGUGCAGGAGUUGGGAGACAUCGACCCUUUGGCAUCUGUCAAAACACUACAAUAUCUCAGUUUAUUACGCAAUCCUAUCACAACAAAGAAACACUACAGGUUGUAUGUAAUUUACAAAUUACCCCAUCUCAGAGUGCUGGACUUUCAGAGAAUAAAACUCAAGGAAAGAGAAGCUUCUGCGAAAUUGUUCAAAGGAAAGAAAGGCCAGCAGCUGGCAAAAGAUAUUGUCAAGAAAUCGAAAACGUUCACACCGGGAGAAAAAUUGCCUGAGAAGCGUUCAGCGGGACCAUCCAAAGAGGACAUUGAAGCUAUCAAGGCUGCUAUUUCCAAUGCAAAGACACUUGAAGAAGUGGAACGGUUAAACCAGUUGCUACGAGCAGGACAAGUGCCUGGGAGAGAUGCAAAGAGGUCCAAAGGCUCCAGGGAAAAUGGGCAGGAGGUAGAAGACGAAGAAGAAAUGGAUACACAAAUGAAUGGCACCUGAGAAUAAAAAUCUGUGCACAAACAAUUGCCCCCUUUUUUUCUGAAAACAUUGCAUUGUAAAUACAGUUAAUGCCUAAACCUUAUUUUCAUUUUUUCAUUGCCGUUAAAAUUUGAGGUGGUUAUCAUGAUUGUUGUAAGAGGGAGAUAAGGGUGUUUGUUGUUUGUGAUGAUGAUUUUUGUCUCUUGCAGGUCUCUUGAAAGAAUUCCUUCAGUUUGAUAAUCAUGCUAUUAAUUAACCAUUUUCCAUCAAAUGAGAACAUUUUCACCUUUCUUCUGCUAUUUCUUUGACAGACCUGUAUUAAAGGGGAAACAAAAUCUGAUGCCACAAGUUACAACAUGUAAACAUGAGUGCAAAAAGGGGAAUAACUCUGAACUAUGGUAUCAUUUUGUGUUUCCGGGGGUAAGCAAUGGGGUGUAGAGGUCUCUGUCAGACUUUGUUUUCCCUUGCUAAAAUUUCUGUUUUUGAAAUUCAAAUCAGAUACUUGUUGUUUAAGACCUUGACACUACACUAUUCACAUUUCUGAAAAGUUGUGAAGCGAAACCAAUUUCAGAUAUCAGCUGAGUUUGUAUCAGAUACUGUACUGUUGAUAGCGAUAUGUAUUUAUUAAAUUUACCCCAGUUGUGUCAUAUCAUACAUUUCCACAAAUUGCCUGUCUGUAAAAAACAAAACUGUUUUGAUCAAUAAAAGCCGAGAAGCCGUAUAUUAAAUCUUUGAA